Molecule: messenger RNA, 1905 nt
Organism: Myotis daubentonii (Daubenton's bat)
Lineage: Eukaryota; Metazoa; Chordata; Mammalia; Chiroptera; Vespertilionidae
Gene: MCHR1
Product: melanin concentrating hormone receptor 1
Biological process (GO): neuropeptide signaling pathway
Cellular component (GO): neuron projection; plasma membrane
Molecular function (GO): melanin-concentrating hormone receptor activity; neuropeptide binding
Source: RefSeq, a predicted model, not a curated record
GGGAAGGAGGGAGUGGGAAGAGCAGUGGGGCUUAGAGGCAGCUGAGGCUGCAGGCUGCCCGGAAGACCCCCUUCGGGACUGCGGGCUCCCGCUCCAGGACGGGACUCUGGGCACCGGAGGCUGCCGCAGCCUGCGUGGGCGACGGGGCCAGCGGGCCACAGGCACCGCAGGAUGGACCUGGAAGCCUUGCUGCUGACCACCGGCCCCAACGCCAGCAACACCUCGGCCGGCCGGGACAACCUCACCUCCGCAGGGCCACCUCCUCGCAGAGGGAGUGUCUCUUAUGUCAACAUCAUCAUGCCCUCGGUGUUCGGCACCAUCUGCCUCCUGGGCAUCGUGGGGAACUCCGUGGUCAUCUUCGCGGUGGUGAAAAAGUCCAAGCUGCACUGGUGCAGCAACGUCCCCGACAUCUUCAUCAUCAACCUCUCGGUGGUGGACCUCCUCUUCCUCCUGGGCAUGCCCUUCAUGAUCCACCAGCUCAUGGGCAACGGGGUCUGGCACUUUGGAGAGACCAUGUGCACCCUCAUCACGGCCAUGGACGCCAACAGUCAGUUCACCAGCACCUACAUCCUGACCGCCAUGGCCAUCGACCGCUACCUGGCCACUGUCCACCCCAUCUCCUCCACCAAGUUCCGGAAGCCUUCUGUGGCCACCCUGGUCAUCUGCCUCCUGUGGGCCCUCUCUUUCAUCAGCAUCACCCCCGUGUGGCUCUAUGCCAGGCUCAUCCCCUUCCCAGGGGGCACGGUGGGCUGUGGCAUCCGCCUGCCCAACCCGGACACUGACCUCUACUGGUUCACCCUGUACCAGUUUUUCCUGGCCUUUGCCUUGCCCUUUGUGGUCAUCACGGCUGCGUACGUGAGGAUUCUGCAGCGUAUGACGUCCUCCGUGGCUCCCGCCUCUCAACGCAGCAUCCGGCUGCGGACCAAGAAGGUGACCCGCACGGCCAUUGCCAUAUGCUUGGUCUUCUUUAUAUGCUGGGCACCCUACUACGUGCUACAGCUGACCCAGCUGUCCAUCAGCCGCCCGACGCUCACCUUUGUCUACCUGUACAACGCGGCCAUCAGCUUGGGCUACGCCAACAGCUGCCUCAAUCCCUUUGUGUACAUCGUGCUCUGCGAGACGUUCCGCAAACGCUUGGUCCUGUCGGUAAAGCCUGCGGCCCAGGGGCAGCUUCGAGCCGUCAGCAACGACGAAGAGAGGACAGAAAGCAAAGGCACCUGACACGUCCCCUGCCGCCCUGGGCACCUCCAAGUCAGGACACCACAGCCGGCCACGUCCACGGGGAGAGACUGAUGAAAACCCGAGACCGCUCUGGGGGAGUGCAGGGAGGCUGGGCGGGGAGGGGGUUGCUGCUACAAACACCUUCCACGGGGGCCCCCCAUAUUGCUGGGAAGGCUCCAAGCCAGGUCGGGGGCUUCAAGCAUCAGAAAUCCCCUUGGGAGAGCAGGAUGGAAGCUUGGGGUUGAACAGAAGCUGAGCAAGAAGGAAAUGUUGCUUUAAAUAUUCAGUUGAGCCCCGCAUUGGCUAGCUCCCAAAUGUCUUUUUCCUGAGACAAGAGGUUUGUUUAAAGCCAGGCAGGGCCUGGGUGCGACAGCGGGGCCCCACGGCGCAGCACAGGCCCUGGGGAGAUGGGGAAGGUGGUGCCGACUCCAUGCCCUUUCCAUCUCAGUGGCAGGAUGGAGGGCAGCCUCUCUCCCAAGCCGGAGGGUGAUGAGAAAGGAAGCGUGCCGUCUCUCCGUGUUCCAGCAUCCUGUGCUGCUUUCCCUGUAUCUUUAGGGGGUGCAUGUUUACCAUUUGGGGGUGGGGGGGGGGGCUCUGAGCCCACAGGAGUAAAAGCCCAAUGUGCUAGGAGACCCAACUGAAAAUGACAAGGCUCACUGGGCUGGGUGGGGGUGGGGUGUCUUG